Labeo rohita (rohu) is the source of this 998-nucleotide messenger RNA. It is a transcript of the gene ch25hl1.1, whose product is annotated as cholesterol 25-hydroxylase like 1, tandem duplicate 1. NCBI's taxonomy places the organism in Eukaryota, Metazoa, Chordata, Actinopteri, Cypriniformes, Cyprinidae. The record is from RefSeq and is a predicted model, not a curated record. The transcript has a single exon. Gene Ontology annotation, molecular function: C-4 methylsterol oxidase activity; steroid hydroxylase activity; iron ion binding. Gene Ontology annotation, biological process: cholesterol metabolic process; sterol biosynthetic process. The coding region runs from base 159 to 998 and encodes 279 amino acids.
UUCAUGUCUCGGAAAGGUUGGAGGGUUUUGGCUGGGGAAACCGAAAAAAACUGUCCUAUCAUGGCUUGAUAGGAGGUCCAAGUCUGGCUUAGUGGUAUAAAUAGGGCUGGGUUGUUCUCUGUCGGCAUUCACUUGCCAUUGCUCAAUCUAUCAGCAAGAUGUGGAACAUCACUGAAGUUGCUCUCCAGCUCCCGACGUCCACGGCUUCAAACCGUCUCCUUCAGCCCCUGUGGGACUACUUGUUGUUCAGGCACUACAUUGUGGUCUCGUCUCCAUUCUUCCCAUUGCUGCUCGCCUUCUCCAGCUACUUCAUCUUCAGUCUCCCCUUCGCCAUCCUGGAUGUCUUAGGAGAAAGAUCUCCUCUCUUCAAAUACAAGAUCCAGAAGUCGCGCCGUCCCACCAUCAGGAUGAUGCUGAGGACUCUGGGAACGGCGGUGUACAAUCAUCUAGUGUUCGUGCUUCCGGCUGUGUUAAUCACCAAUGUGGUGAUGCCUUCACCUCCACUUCCGGCAGUUGCUCCGAUGGUGUGGGAACUGAUCUCUGGCGCAUUGGGUGUUUUGCUCAUCUUCGACACCCAGUACUUCUUCUGGCACCUGGUGCACCACAAAAACCCUCACUUGUACAGAUGGGUCCACGCCGUCCAUCACGAUUACAUCUCGCCGUUCUCCUGGUCCACCCAGCACCUCAGCGCGGUGGAGCUGAUGACAGUGGGCUUCUGGAGCAACAUCAAUCCCAUCCUGCUCAAGUGCCAUCCUCUGACCAUAUGGACUCUCAGUGUUUUCAGCAUUUGGAUGUCUGUGGAAGACCACAUCGGUUAUGACCUGCCUUAUUCGCCUGGCCACCUGGUACCUUUUGGGCUUCUUGGAGGAGCGAUGGCCCAUGACAUACAUCACCAGAAACCCAGCAGCAACUUUGCACCUUUCUUUAGUCACUGGGACAGACUUUUCGGCACUGCCGUAACAGUGAAACCAACUAAGAAAAUUGAUAAAGAAAAGUAG